UGUUUACCAGAAGAUCGUAACAAGGGCAGGUCUGCCGGCAAGGCUGGGACAGGGAGGCAGAGCAGCCGCCAAGGGGACCUGGGCUCCCAGGCACUUUGGACACCUGCAGGAUGACCAAGGCUGGGAUGCUGCUGGCCUGGGUACAGACAGUUCUCAUCAGCAACAUGCUCCUUGCAGAAGCCUAUGGAUCCGGAGGGGUUGCAGCUCCAUCUUUGCCAUUAAGAACAAAGGGUAUCUGAAUGAUGUGGCCAGAACCCAGGCCCUCCUUCCCCAGCCCCCUGCCCCUAGAUCCCCUGCGGAGGAGAGUGGGAAUUCGGAAUCACAUCCCGGCAGCGAUGAGGACGGUUCCCUGCGUUUGAUGCUUCUUGAAUCUUUUGCCUGGUUGCAUCAAGGCUUUUGUAGAAUGCUCUCGGGAGGGAAUGUUGCCUGUGGGAGACUGGAAGAAGGUGGCCGCAUCCGCUGGAGUUUAUGCUGCUUCUGGGACAACGGCCACCUGUACCGGGCGGACCAGCCCUCGCCCGCGCCGGGCCUCCGCUGCCUCAACUGGCUGGACGCGCAGAGCGGCCUGGCGUCGGCCCCCGGGUCGGGCGCCGGCAACCACAGCUACUGCCGGAACCCGGACCAGGACCCGCGCGGGCCCUGGUGCUACGUCAGCAGCGAGGACGGCGCCGCCGAGAAGCGGCCCUGCGAGGACGUGCGCUGCCCAGAGACCCCCUCUGAGGCCCCGUCAGCCCCGACAACAGAGAUGGGCAAGGAAGAAUCCGAAGUGCCAGGUGAAGAUGAGCAGGUGUUUGCGCCCGCCAAUGCCCUGCCGGCCCAGAGCGAGGUGGCAGCCGUGCAGCCAGUGGUUGGGAUCAGCCAGAGGGUGCGAAUGAACUCCAAGGAGAAGAAGGACCUGGGGACGCUUGGCUACGUGCUGGGUAUCGCCAUGAUGGUGAUCAUCAUUGCCAUCGGAGCUGGCAUCAUCUUGGGCUACACCUAUAAGAGGGGGAAGGACUUGAAAGAGCAGCAUGAGCAGAAAGCAUGCGAGAGGGAGAUGCAGCGAAUCACCCUGCCCUUGUCUGCAUUCACCAACCCAACCUGUGAGAUCGUGGAUGAGAAGAUGGUCAUGGUCCAUACUACCCAGACUCCAGUUGACCUUCAGGAGGGCAGUGCCCCCCUCAUGAGCCAGGCUGGCACUCCCGGGGCCUGAGCACCCACAAUGGGCAGAAGCCCAUGUAGACAAUGGUGCAGGACAGCCCACCCUCCCACAGCUGGGAGGAUCUAUACUUUUUGUUGUGUUUAAAAACCCUCUUCCCGCCUUUUUUUUUUUUUUUUUUU
Choloepus didactylus (southern two-toed sloth) is the source of this 1320-nucleotide messenger RNA. RefSeq names its product phosphoinositide-3-kinase interacting protein 1 (gene PIK3IP1). The coding region runs from base 359 to 1192 and encodes 277 amino acids. The transcript is spliced from 8 exons. NCBI's taxonomy places the organism in Eukaryota, Metazoa, Chordata, Mammalia, Pilosa, Megalonychidae. The record is from RefSeq and is a predicted model, not a curated record.